Messenger RNA from Triplophysa dalaica, 1747 nucleotides. RefSeq names its product protein geranylgeranyltransferase type I, beta subunit (gene pggt1b). Gene Ontology annotation, cellular component: CAAX-protein geranylgeranyltransferase complex. Gene Ontology annotation, biological process: protein geranylgeranylation. Lineage: Eukaryota; Metazoa; Chordata; Actinopteri; Cypriniformes; Nemacheilidae. The record is from RefSeq and is a predicted model, not a curated record. The transcript has 9 exons. The coding region runs from base 126 to 1196 and encodes 356 amino acids. Gene Ontology annotation, molecular function: CAAX-protein geranylgeranyltransferase activity.
GAAAAUGUGGUCUUAUACAUGUUAGAUGAAACAGAUGAAAUAUACAUUCUUCUGACGUUAAGGUUCUUUUAUUUUGCCGUGAGUUCGGCUGCGCGGAAGUGACGCGUGCGCACUUCCGGUGUGUGAUGAUGGCGGAUUUCGAUCAGGUAGAUUUUUUGCGCGAGCGGCACGUGCGGUUCUUUCAGCGCUGUCUGCAGGUGCUGCCCGAGAGAUACGCGCCGUACGAGACCAGCAGGUUGACUAUUGUAUUUUUUGCUCUGUCGGGUCUGGAUGUUCUUAACGCCCUGGAUGUCAUUGAUAAACCUGCGUUAAUCGAGUGGAUUUAUUCGCUGCAGGUUCUUCCCACAGAUGAUAGAUCAAAUCUCCGGCGCUGUGGCUUCCGAGGUUCCUCGCACAUGGGAGUUGCGUACAAUAAUUCAAAGGGUCCGGGUUCUCCUCAUGCGUAUGACAGCGGUCAUGUGGCGAUGACCUACACCGGACUGGCGUGUCUUGUUAUUCUAGAUGACGAUCUGAGUCGUGUGAAUAAAGAGGCUUGUCUGAUUGGCUUAAAAGCGCUGCAGCUCGAGGACGGCAGUUUUUACGCCGUCCCGGAAGGAAGCGAGAACGACAUGAGGUUUGUUUACUGCGCCGCUUGUAUCUGUUAUAUGCUGGACGACUGGUCUGGUAUGGACUGUCAGAAAGCCAUCGAUUACAUCAGGAGAAGCACUUCAUAUGAUGGUGGGAUUGGUCAGGGGUCUGGACUUGAGUCUCACGGUGGCUCCACAUUUUGCGCUAUCGCAGCUGUGUCUCUGAUGGGGAAAUUACAGGAAGUGUUCAGCGAGAGAGAAAUGAGACGCAUCCGACGCUGGUGUAUCCUGAGACAGCAGAACGGCUUCCACGGGCGACCCAAUAAACCCGUGGACACCUGUUAUUCCUUCUGGGUGGGCGCAACUCUUGAGCUUUUAGAUGUGUUCCAAUACACAAACUUUGAAAAGAACCGCAACUACAUUCUGUCGACGCAAGACCGUCUGGUGGGAGGUUUCGCUAAAUGGCCCGACAGUCAUCCAGACCCUCUUCACACUUACUUUGGCAUCUGCGGUUUGUCUCUGAUGGGAGAGGGUGACCUGCGGAGGGUUCAUCCCGCUCUGAACAUCAGUGAGCGAGCGUUCGCUUCUCUGCAGCGGCUUCACGGGGUGUGGAGGGAAAACAGCACGUGACCACUGGACGGAUACGCCUGCGAUACCUCACCAAUAGAACCCAACACUGAGAGCUGAUGAAUAACUGAUCACAUCAGUUCCACCCUAUCCAUUAUUCAGUCGGUGUUCAGCCGUCGGCCACGAGAUCAUUUGCUUGUGUGCUUGAUUUCUGCCUUACAAAAAACCUCACAAAGUUUGCGUGUGAAUAUACAGAUCUCAAUCGAACAGCAAGCACUAGAUAUCUUUGUCCUUUAUGCUUUCUCAAGUCGUCUUACGGUUUCUUUUUCUUCAUGGCAAUCUUUUCUCUUGAAUGUGCCUCAGACAUCUUUACACACGCUGCCAGUGUUGCUGCAUCUCCACUAAAGACACUUGAAUGUUGCUUCAAGGAUCAAAGAAUACAAUUUUUUUGUCCAUACUUUCGUUUUCAAGUGUAGGGAUGACAAUAAUGCUGCUGCUGAUAUUGUGAUGUGAAGUCCUAGUAAACAGGAUGUAAGUGUCAAAUGUAAGAAAAAAAAAAUUUAAUGUGCUGUUGAGAUAUUGAAAUGGGAAUGAAAUAAAAUAAAAUGAUGGCA